This is a messenger RNA of Silurus meridionalis, 2253 nucleotides long. It is a transcript of the gene ticam1, whose product is annotated as toll-like receptor adaptor molecule 1. Lineage: Eukaryota; Metazoa; Chordata; Actinopteri; Siluriformes; Siluridae. The record is from RefSeq and is a predicted model, not a curated record. Gene Ontology annotation, biological process: TRIF-dependent toll-like receptor signaling pathway; lipopolysaccharide-mediated signaling pathway; positive regulation of canonical NF-kappaB signal transduction. Gene Ontology annotation, molecular function: protein kinase binding. The coding region runs from base 209 to 1750 and encodes 513 amino acids. The transcript is spliced from 2 exons.
GUUUGUAAUGGAGCCCGUGACGUCAUCAUUUCCUCUUCCUGAUUCUGUGCGGAAAUCAGCAGAAGGCAAACAGCGUCACUGAUGUAGAGACAUAUGGCGCUGGAUGUAUGAGUGCCAUUACUCUGCCGGCUCAAUAUCCGUUUAUAGCAGCUGAAAUAAACCUGUGUUGCGGGUAUGAUGGCAACAUUUGUAUGUCAUUAGGAACAAAAUGGCAGGAGAGAGGGCACUGGUGGAUGAGACUACGCUGACCGAGCUCCGUGCCAACGCUAACACUGUGGUGAAAGGCCUCUCUGAAAGAUCGAUCUCAGAACCUGCUGGAUGUCUAACUAUGGGUGCCUCCAUUCAGCCAAGCAGGGGAACCGGCGAGGUCGUAAAUGCUCAGAAAGAGCCGCCUAAACGAGACAAUAGCUGCCCAUCCUCUCUUCACUCCACCUCCACUUCCUGUAGCUCAUACAGUCUGGAAAUCAGUGUAUCCACAGCUGAAACUAAUAACAGUAACAAAGAUUUUAGACCACUGCCUUUAAUGACUCCUGCAGAAAGAAGAAUUUGUCAAAACUCAGAGGCCAAGCCCCCAAGUCCCCUGGUCCAAGUUCCUUCAGCAACACAGUCAUAUAGAGCAUCAGAUCCCAAGCCACUCCAAAAAAAGGAGCAGAAAGUGGAAUCAAAGUUCAGUCAGUGCCAGGAUAAAAAUGGCCCAUCUGAGAUUGUGACACCCAAAAGCCCAAGUAUAGAAUCUCAUCUGGAGAAGACAUAUUUGUCCAGCCCAUUCGAUAAUAGGAAGGUAGAAGCUCAACCAGUGUCAUCCAGCCAGCCAUCUAAUGCAACUUCUACUCAGGAACGUUUGAAGCAUGACAGCUUAAGUUCAGAGAAGCUCUCCGAUCUCUCUGAAAGCUCUCUCAGAAACUCUCACCUCUCUGCCAGCCAGGGAGAGGAGGACAUCUUUUACGCGUUUGUAAUCCUCCAUGCACAAGAGGACACCGAAGAAGCAUUAAAACUCAAGUCCAGGUUAGAAUCGAUCUCCUCAACGACUGGAGCGACUUUCUCCGAGGACUUUGCUGUGCCCGGCCAGUCGACUUUCAGGUGUGUCGAGGAGGCCAUCGAGAACUCGGCCUUCGUCAUGCUGAUGCUUACGCCAAACUUCAACACUCAGCUGAAUGAGAUGAACGCAGAUUCUGCACUUUUGAACUCGAUUGAAAAGCCACACAAAAGCAACACCGUCAUCCCUCUACUGCCCCGGGUCAACGGUUUGCCUCGUGACCAAAUGCCCUUAGUGUUGAAGACUAAGAACCCACUUGAGGAAAUGAAGGAAAAGACAUUUGAAAAUAUGGUUCGAAGGGUCCUGGAUUGGAAAAAAAUACAAACCCAGAAGUCAAUGUGGAGAAAGGCACAACAGUUAAAGAAGCAGCGGGAAAAACAGCAGCAUUUGCGGGAGAAGAGACGGUACUGUGAGGACAUUAUUCGGGAGUCCACAAAGGUCUGUGAGUUAGAGAAGGAAGUACAGCAACUGCAAAUGCAACAGCAACGCCUGCCACCUUCUUACACGCCGCAAUUCCACGGUGCUCCCAGAAGGCCACAGUCGUUUGCUCAUAUGCCUUUCCAAAGCCCGAUGCCUUCGUAUUAUAGUGACAAUAUGUGCCACCAACCGCCAUCGAACAUCCACAUCCAGAAUGCUAAGUACAUCAUGAUCGGAAAUAACUCCACCAUGACUGUAGGAGGAGGUGUAGAGUCUGGGGAUGAAGAUAACUUCUGAAAAAAAAUCAUACGCAGACUGGAAUUCACAUCUGUAUGAGAUUGGAUUAUCCAAUGAUUAGGUUUGAUCACGUUUUCUCAGAAGGUUAAUCGACUUUUUAUUGACACGACAGAUCGAAGGUUUUCAUUAUCAUCUAUGGGGUUAAAGUUUUUUUUAAUUAUAAGUUCCUUACUGCAGUUUGUUCUCAACUUUUUUCUUUGGUUUCAAGUCCCCAAAAAACUUCCUUCUUCAAAAAAUCCUACUAAAACAACCUCCGUUUCUCGCCUCAGAAAGAUUUGGGUUGGGGUUAUGAUUCCAGACUCCUGAGACUUCCUGGCGUGUUCAUAACUUUAUACACCCGCCUUCUAUCAGACCUACAAACAGGACACUAUCUGGGGGUGUUUUGGUGCCUGAGACAUGCUAUACACUGCCAUGCUAGGUUAUUUUUUCUAUAUUUUUUCUCUUUUAUGUUGCUUACAAGGACAAUAGGCUAAAUACUAAAAAUAUAAAAGAUGUUUUUCGGA